Molecule: messenger RNA, 300 nt
Organism: Candidula unifasciata
Lineage: Eukaryota; Metazoa; Mollusca; Gastropoda; Stylommatophora; Geomitridae
Source: the annotation of a GenBank genome assembly
GGCAAAGCAGAAGGAAAGGGGGGGGGGGGGGGGGGGGGAGACAGCUGUUUUAUUCACCCCCCUCCCCUCCAUCUACUACCUACGCUAAACCUUCACAAAGGAUGCAAGUUCACUACAACAGAGUGGAUUGAGAGAGUCAUUAUUGUGGGAGUUAAUACAGAGCCUAAACAUAUUCAUUUAGUCAUCGGAGACAAUAAGGUGGAGCUGGAACACAAGUAUGACCCCCAGACCAAAGUGCUCACCGUGCGAAAACCUGGAAUUAACAUCGGCGAAGAAAAAUGGGUCAUCAACCUACAUUAA